This is a messenger RNA of Lathyrus sativus (Indian pea), 1638 nucleotides long. The record is from the annotation of a GenBank genome assembly. Lineage: Eukaryota; Viridiplantae; Streptophyta; Magnoliopsida; Fabales; Fabaceae.
AUGACGCCGAUCAGGAACGACGAAGAUGUGAAGGCAAUGUUUCGGUGCCAUAUGAUGUUUGGUCAGUUACCAACAAUUGAGUUGUAUGUCCGACUACUAGACAAUCCUGAAACAUUUCUGACGCAAGAGACACAGUCACACUGGUACGGGAUGAGCCAAACAUCCGACGACGAACCAACACAAAACAAUUUACCUUUCAUACCAAAUGAGGAGGUUGGAGAAGCAAGCGAUGACGAUAUUCAGGAGGUCAGGAUGCAAGAUAUUUUUGGUGACAGUGAUGACGAAGACAACAAAGAUAUAAUUUUCGCGUCUAUGCAGUCGAUCCAUGCACAACCCAUAAGUUUGUACAACCCGCAUGUGCACAUGCAAAAUAUAUGUUUCGAAAACGACGAUACAACCUCCGUGUUUGGAAGUGCUACUCAAAACCAUAUAGGUGACGAAAUAGAGAUUGGGAUGGAGUUCGAAAACAAGGAAGCUUGCGUCCUCGCUCUGCAACAUUGGCACAUAACACACAGUUUGGACUAUUGGGUGUAUCAGUCUGACAAUGAACGAUAUGUCAUUAAGUGUAAGAAACAAGACUGCAGUUUCAAGUGCAGAGCUUCCUUGAGAAAAACGAACUCGAAAUGGGUGAUUGGUAAGUUGUCUGGGUCUCACACAUGCACUAUGACGUCUAUGGCACAAGACCAUAGGAAGCUCAGUUCAGAAAUGGUUAGCCAUAGCAUCAGAGAACUUGUCAACAGCGACGCCUCGCUUAAGGUAAAGGUGAUCAUUGCCCAUAUUCUUGAAAAAUACGGGUACAUUAUAUCUUACAAGAAAGCAUGGAUCGCUAAGUGCAAGGCGGUAGAGUCGCUUUAUGUCAAUUGGGAAACAUCUUACAACGACCUACCGCAGUGGAUACUGGUAAUGAAAACCUUCCUUCUAGGAACCAUUAUAGAUUUGCAAACCCUACCUGCGAUAUCAAGUGAUGGUUUCCAAAUCUCUCGAAAACGAAUAUUCCAUCGUCUGUUUUGGGCAUUUCGUCCGUGUAUACGUGGCUUCGCCUACUGUAAACCCAUUGUGCAAGUAGACGGAACUUGGUUGUAUGUCAAGUACAGAGGAACUCUAUUGACGGCGGUGGCACAGGAUGGCAACGCAAAUAUUUUCCCAAUAGCAUUCGCAUUGGUUGAAGGUGAAACAAAGGAAGCUUGGAGCUUUUUUCUGAGGAACCUGAGAUUACAUGUGACACCACAGCCUAAUUUGUGUCUAAUAUCUGAUAGACAUGAAUCGAUAAAGAGUGCAUACAACAAUCCCGAAAACGGAUGGCAACAUCCACCAUCUUCACAUGUCUACUGCAUAAGACACAUUGCUCAGAACUUCAUGCGCGAGAUUAAGGAAAAGGAUCUACGCAAAAAACUUGUUAAGAUGGGUUACGCAUUGACGAAGGCUACAUUUAAUUACUAUCGUGGAGAAAUCAGAAGAACAAACAUUGAGGCUUCAAAUUGGAUAGACAACAUUCCUAGGGAGAAGUGGGCUAGAGCAUUUGACAGAGGGCAACGUUGGGGACAUAUGACAUCUAACUUGGCAGAGGCAAUAAACUUUGUUCUAAAGGCAACAAGAAACCUUCCAAUCACUGCAUUGGUCCAGUCUGCAUACUAUUGA